AUGGACGCUUUGCACGGCCAAACCUCAUGUGUAUCAUUGCUACAAAAACUGCAGUUAGUAUGGGAUGAAGUUGGUGAGAGCGAUGAGGACCGCGACAAGGUUCUGUUUCAGCUGGACCAGGAAUGCUUGGAUGUGUACAAGAGGAAAGUUGAUCAGGCACUCAAGUCAAGGGACCUUCUUCUCCAAGCACUGGACUACUCAAAGAUGGAGCUAGCCAGGCUCGCUUCUGCCCUUGGAGAGAAAUCCAUAGCAACAAGUCCUGAGAAAACAGCACGAACAAUCAAGCAACAGCUUGCUGCUUUAGCUCCAACACUAGAACAACUGGGCAAGCAGAAAAAGGAGAGAAUAAAUAAAUUUGCUGAUAUAAUGUCAAGAAUCGAGCAAAUAAGGCGUGAGAUUGCUGGCAAUAUCGAGAUAGGCCAGCAGGUAACAAUACCACAAAUUAAUGAGGAUGACUUGACAGAUGAGAAACUUCGGGACUUCCAGUCUCAGCUCCAAGAGCUUGAGAAAAAGAAGAGGGAGAGGCUGAAGAAGGUACUUGAACAUGUGAGUACAGUACAAGAUCUCUGUUCUGUAUUGAAGAUGGAACAUUUUAGCAUAAUAACUGAAGUUCAUGACAGUCUAGACGACUCUGUUGGUAAGGACCACAAGAGCAUUAGCAAUGAUACCCUGUCAAAACUUGAUAGGACAAUAGCUACUCUUAAUGAGGACAAAAUGCUGAGGCUAAAGAAGCUUCAAGAGCUUGCCACUCAGCUAAAUGAUCUAUGGGAUCUCAUGGAUACACCAAUGGAAGAAAGAAGCUUGUUUGACCAUGUUACCUGUAACAGAACAGCGAGUGUUGAGGAAGUCACUGCACCUGGAGCGCUUGCUCUAGACAUAAUUAAUCAAGCUGAGAUCGAGGUUCAAAGAUUGGAUGAGCUCAAAUACAGCAAGAUGAAAGAGAUAGCUUAUAAGAAGCAAACCAUGUUAGAAGACAUUUAUGCUGGUGCUCACAUAGUAAUAGACACAGCAGCUGCGCAUGAUAAAAUAUUUGCGCUGAUCGAAUCAGGGAACAUGGAACCUACAGAAUUGAUUGCUGAUAUGGAUAGUCAGAUACUGAAAGCAAAGGAAGAAGCUCUAAGCAGAAAAGAAAUUCUAGAUAAAGUUGAGAGAUGGAUAUCUGCAUGUGAGGAAGAAAGCUGGCUUGAAGAUUAUAAUCGAGAUGAUAACAGAUAUAAUUCAGGCCGAGGUGCACACCUAAAUCUCAAGCGUGCCGAAAAGGCUCGUAUUCAAGUUAACAAAAUUCCAGGCCUUGUUGAAACUCUGGUGGCCAAGACAACUUCUUGGGAAGAGAAUCAUGGUCUACCCUUCACAUAUGAUGGCAUUCCUCUUCUAGCUAUGUUGGACGAGUAUGUGAUGCUUAGGCAAGAGAAGGAAGAAGAGAAGAGAAAAAUGCGGGAACAAAAGCGCUACACUGAGCAGUUACUGAACAUCGACCGUGAAGGGCCGUUCGGGACACGUGUCAGUCCCUAUAGAGUGGCCAGUGCAAAGAAGGUACCUAGUCCAAAGCCCAACGGCAGCGCGACCAACGGGUCCCCUGCUAGAAGGCUCUCGAUGAGCACUCAGCAGAACGAGAGCAAGAGUUCCCGGUCUUCUGGUAAGGAUGGUAAGAAAGCUGCUGCUGUGGCGGUGCCGCCACCGAAAACACCAGCUUCCCCGAAUGAAGCUGCAACAGCUAAAGAAGAUGACGCGUCCAUUCAGCACACGGACGCUGAUCCAGUCCCUUGUUCACCAUGA
This is a messenger RNA of Triticum turgidum subsp. durum (durum wheat), 1776 nucleotides long. The record is from the annotation of a GenBank genome assembly. NCBI's taxonomy places the organism in Eukaryota, Viridiplantae, Streptophyta, Magnoliopsida, Poales, Poaceae.